Molecule: messenger RNA, 843 nt
Organism: Amyelois transitella
Lineage: Eukaryota; Metazoa; Arthropoda; Insecta; Lepidoptera; Pyralidae
Product: trypsin-like
Exons: 6
Coding region: 1-843 (280 amino acids)
Biological process (GO): proteolysis
Molecular function (GO): serine-type endopeptidase activity
Source: RefSeq, a predicted model, not a curated record
AUGAAUUUUAUAGGAAUUUUAGUGGUGAUUAUAUCACAAUGUAGUAUAGCACUAACAGCAACAUCAAACCGCGCAGACAUGGGUUUGGGCAGAAUAGUGGGUGGCCACGAGGCCAAAGCCCACGGUUAUCCCUUUAUGGUGUCUCUUCAGCUUCGAUUCCUUUGGGUGCGAGCGCAUUUCUGUGGUGGAACUCUGAUCAGUGACAGCUGGAUUCUUACUGCUGGUCACUGCAUAAAAGGAUCUUGGAUUUUAUACCUGCUCGGUAUAGAUGCCGUGGCCGGAGCCCACGAUGUGGAUUUCCCUGGUCCUACUGCUCAGAUUAUAAGAAUUGCUGAAAGGAUACCACACCCUGAAUAUAAAGGUGACAUUGGUCCACAUGACAUAGGACUAGUAAAAACAAAACACCCGUUCCAGUUCACCAAAGAAAUUCAGCCUAUCCAGUUAGCUAUGGACCCUAUAAUUUACCCUUCACUUACACUCAUCGGUUGGGGUGAAUUGAGGACCACUUGGUUCUUCCCAGCGUUACCAAGUAAACUUCAAGAGGUCAAGCAAGAAUACCUACCGCAUGAAGCAUGUUACAAAGCUGUUGAUGGUCUACUAGGAUUUGGCGAGACCAAUCCUCUGGUAGAAUAUGCAAACAUUUGCACUGGGCCCAUAACCGGUGGCAUUGCAGCAUGCAACGGAGACUCAGGAGGUCCACUCAUAGAUAUUGACUAUGUGCCUGUCAUUUUAGGAGUUGUGUCAUGGGGAGUAACGCCGUGUGGUGAAGAAGGCGCUCCUACAGUUUUUACGAAUGUUACAGACAACAUGAAGUUUAUAGUAGAUACUACAAAAAUAAAAUGA